This is a messenger RNA of Carassius auratus (goldfish), 5156 nucleotides long. RefSeq names its product pleckstrin homology domain-containing family G member 3-like. Gene Ontology annotation, biological process: regulation of establishment of cell polarity. The record is from RefSeq and is a predicted model, not a curated record. Bases 363 to 4061 code for a protein of 1232 amino acids. The transcript is spliced from 18 exons. NCBI's taxonomy places the organism in Eukaryota, Metazoa, Chordata, Actinopteri, Cypriniformes, Cyprinidae. Gene Ontology annotation, molecular function: small GTPase binding; guanyl-nucleotide exchange factor activity.
UUAAUGCAGCGGCUUUGAGUUCAGACUGAAGUCAGUCAGUGCUGCUGCAUGUGAGAUGAUCAUACAGAAUCUCUCUAAUGGAAAUAGUUCACACAUAAAUGUCUCCGAGGUGCGAAUGAACGGCAAACGCCUCAAAUAACGACGAACUCAGUCGCAGAAUGUCAUCGUCUGUCCGGUUCGUCUGUGGGGGGUCAGGAUCCACGGGUCACAGACUGGUGCUCGCUGUCCAUCACUAACCCUUCAGAGGACAGCCGGCCGGUCAGCAGCGUGUGCACCGUCUCGUCUGUGUCGUCCAUCGAGGGGACAGCGGCUCCCCGACAGCACGGUCUGUGAGAGCUCCAUCACCCUUCACCAGCGUCAUCAUGGCGCCCAGCCCUCAGCUCACACACGUGGAUCGUGUGGUCAUGGAGAUUAUCGAGACGGAGCGGAUGUACGUCAGGGAUCUGUGCAGCAUCAUAGAGGAUUAUCUUGUGCACAUUAUUGACACCAGGGACCUUCCCAUCAAACCGGAACAAGUUUGUUCACUUUUUGGGAAUAUUGAACACAUUUAUGAAUUCAACAGUGAGUUAUUACAGUCUUUAGACAUGUGUGCCUGUGAUCCUGUGGCCAUUGCACGCUGCUUUGUGGACAAGAGAGAGUGUUUUGAGAUCUACACGCAGUACUGUACAAACUACCCAAAUUCAGUGGCGGUGUUGACCGAGUGUCUGAGGAAUAAGUCUCUGGUGAAGUUCUUCCGGGAUCGUCAGGCGUCUCUCAAGCUCUCUCUUCCGCUGGGAUCUUACCUGCUCAAACCAGUUCAGAGGAUCCUCAGAUAUCACCUGCUGCUUCAGGAAAUCGCCAAACACUUUGACCCGGAGGAGGACGGGUACGAGGUGGUGCUCGAGGCCAUAGACAGCAUGACGGGAGUCGCCUGGUACAUCAACGACAUGAAGAGAAAACACGAGCACGCCGUGAGACUUCAGGAGAUCCAGUCUCUGCUCUUAAACUGGAAGGGUCCGGAUCUGACCACAUACGGUGAGCUGGUUCUGGAAGGAACGUUUCACGUCCACCGCGCCAAAAACGAGAGAACCCUCUUCCUGUUUGAUAAGAUGCUGCUCAUCACCAAGAAACGAGGAGAACAUUACGUCUACAAGACUCACAUCUCGUGUUCAACACUGAUGCUGAUAGAAAGUGCUAAAGAUUCGCUGCGCUUCAGCGUGACGCAUUACAAGCAGCCCAAGCAGCCGCACACGGUUCAGGCCAGAACGGUGGAGGAGAAGAAACUGUGGGCUCAUCACAUAAAGAGACUCAUUCUGGAGAACCAUCACGCCGUUAUACCACAGAAAGCCAAAGAUGCCAUUCUGGACAUGGACUCGACAUGUCCAGUAAAGUACCGCUACAGUCCAGACAGGCUGAAGAAAGCGGCGUCCUGUCAGACGGAGGAUUUCUCUGCGAUGUUAAAGGAACGGAGACGCUCUGAACCAGCGAAACGAAGUGUGAGACGAACAAAAGGCACACUUAAGCAUGCAGACAGCGAAGGGACUUUAGUAGUCGAUCAAGACCAUCUUUCCAUUCUGUCCGCUACCAACGUCACGACUGUGAGCUCAAACCCAGAACUCAAGACCGCGUCACCUGGAAUGAUUCAGAAUGGACAAGAUCGUGAAUCCAGCACAGGCUCGCUGGAUGACAUCAAGGAACGUAGAUUUGAAGAGAAAGCAAAGAGCGCGGAGGACACCAUAGGAGGAGAUGAUGGAGAGGAGGAAGAUCUGAUGGGAGUUGAGCAGGAGAGAGAUGGUUGUUUGGAAAAUUGGCCAUUGAACAAAAGCAGCCAAACAGCCACUAAAGAAAAUCACGAUGAUAUUACUGAAAGUUUGUCUUUCCUCGGACAGAGCUCAACUGGGGAACGCAGUUCACAGAAGUUCUUCCCUCCCUUUAGAGAGUCAGAGGAGACGGGUGUGGACCAAUCCGAUAAUUAUCCCGAAAUGUGUGAGCCAGUAAUAGCAGGAUGCCACACUGAUCCAGAGAUAGUACACCUCAAUAACAGAGGACAAGAAAUCAGAGAUAAUAUAGCGGACUGUGUUGUAUUCCCAUCCCCUACUGGACUCGAAGUGAAGGAAAAAGAAGGGACUCAAGCCAGCAGGAACCUCGCAGAGUAUGUGCCGAACAUUGAGGUAGAUGUGGACGUUGAAGCACCUUGUGGCCUCUCUUCUUCACCCGUACUGGACAAGGCAAGCAAUAUCUCAGAACAAUGUGUCCGCAGCAUCUCUCAAAGAAGCAGUCUAGGAGUCGAAGGGUCAUUUGACUUGGGCUGCCCGUCGUCUUGGUCGGAAAGUAGAAGAAGCAGUUUGCUCAGCAGUGGCGCUGAAACCAAUGAGAAAGACAAAGGGCAAGAGUUUAGACAGUCCACUCCAGAAUUAAUAACGGAGACCAUUCCUGACAGCACGUUCUUACCAGACCAAAGGUCUGAAAAGAAACAAGACACUCUUUCCAAAAAGGACCGAUUGCUCAUACAUAAGAUUCAGCGAUACUACACACAUGCUGAGCACCAGGAUGCUAGCUUUGCCAUCAAACGCAGAGAGAGCCUUUCAUACAUCCCUGCGGGCCUAGUUCGUAAUCUCAGCCAGCAACUCAAUUACCAUACAGACGAAGAUUUGGCUUUGCACAAGAGAGCGUUUUCUGUCACAAGGCCUACUUUAUGGUCUGUCUUUAAUCUUCCAGGCUUGGGGGAUGAUAAGAAAGCAAAGGAUAGCUCUGAUUUUGUGGUUCCUGCAUAUGGCAAAGAGUCUAAGCUUAGAGACCUAAGUGUGAAUGAGGAAUUCCAGCCUGCAUCUGAAAUGGUUAAAGUGUGGCAAGACAUAGAAGUGGAGAUAACUGGGACUUCUGAGCAACAUCAGGACUCCCAGAUGAAUUUCCAGAUGACUUCACCUGGUGAAGAAAAAAAAGCAGAAACCAGUAAGGUGAGCUCGGAUAGUGGAUUUGGGGAACCUCCGGUAAUAUGGGAAGAAUCUGAUGAGAACUCUACCUCAUCCCCAAACAACAAAAUCAUUGAAAAGGACAAGAUGAAAGAUUUCCAGAGGCUUUCAAACGAGAAACACAAGUUACAAGAGCGGCACAAGGUCAACCACCCUCCUCUACCGAAGAUCAUCUCCUUAAGGUCCUCCAAUGAAGAUGAAGUCAUCCUUCAAGAUAUGGAGAAGAUGAAAAAUAAGGUGUUUCAUUUGGCCAGGCAGUACAGUCAGCGUAUCAAAAACAGCAGACCGGUAAGGCAGAGGCCCAAGAUCUCAGAGAACUAUUUUGUGCCCAAGAUCCUGUCUUCAGUGAUGGAGGACAGACCUCCAGGAAAAGAGAAAGGCAUACCUGACAGCCCACAGUUGCUGAACUUGAAUGAGCAGGACCUUAUCCUGGACUCUACGCCUACUAGUCCACCUUCCAGCCUCUGUUCUCCUGGAAGUCCUCAAUUCCCUAAUUGCAGAUUAUAUGCCCAGAGACCACAAAGUCCCGUACAAACUGAGACCUUCCACUGGCCGGAUGUCAAAGAGUUGCGUUCCAAAUAUAACAAUCAAAGGAACGAUGUUGCAACCGACUCCUCUCGUCCGUUCCCAGUGAGUCGUAGUACUUCCUUUCAAGAAAGAGCUCUGGAGAACCGAUCGGAGAGAUCCAGAGCAUUACGUUCUUUGUCUUGUUCAUAUUCUUUAUGCAAUAUCUCAGUUCAGAGAACCACAUCCACAGAUUCUACGUGUUCCAGCAAGACCCUUGAAGGUGAAGGUUCGCCUUCGAUGUGUAGAGUUAAUGCUUUUGAUUUUAGCUCGGGAUCCACUAAUGCACAUGAGCGAUUGGAGAGAGGUUGCAACGCUGGUCAAUAUGAGAACAACCUCAUUUUAGUUGAGAGGAUCUGCCAGGUCAAGCAUGAAGAGGGAGAUUUAGUAACGGGGAGAGAGAACAAUAUUGAGAAUCAACUAUCUGAACGCGCAAACGGUAAAGAGCAGAACUUUAGUUCUUGGAUGGAAAAGGCAGAGAACGGCCAACAUAGUUUGGUUAAGAACCUGCGGGAGAGAUUUCAGAACCUGAGUUCUUACACAUGAGACUUAAAAUGCAAAAUAUUUACUCGGCUGUUAUUCUGAUCUCCAAAAAUAUGUAAAUUGACCACGGUUGCACAGGUUAAGCAUGAAUGUUAACCUCCAGUUAUGCAUUAUUAGCAAACCAACUGAAAAAGUAUAUUUAUGAGAUUUGCAUUUGUAAAUAUAUGUAUAUUUGUAUUUUCUUGCAAUAUUGUAUGCAUAUUUCAUUGAGAACACUUUUUAAAGGAGCCUACUGUGGUACUGUAAUUUUUUGAAAAGUGGUUAAAUAUAUAUAUUAUUUCUUACAGACAUUUUUAAAUAAAAAGCAAUACGGAUGGACAUACAAAUAGGUCAGUGCAUACGAAGUUACCAGUGCACCUGUUUUUGUUAGAUGUGUUACAUUUGUCAUGUUUUCAGAAAAGCACUGCAAUAUUAAAUGCAAUAUGUUAGUUAUUUUGAAAGGCACUGCCUGAUGUCUCUUCACUGUUUGUGUUUCGAGCACUGACCGGAGGAAAGGGAGUAAUCUCAUAAAGACGUCAUUCCACACUAAUGAGGAGAAAACUGGAUAUCAUAAUCAGAUAAAGCCAGAUGAUUGAUAAACAGUGAGCAAAGCUGAUGUCAUUUUCAAUCUGGAAUGUUUUCAGAUGGGUUUGUACAGUUACAAAUGGUCAAAUAGUGCUCGGUUUGCCAAUGCUGCUCUUUUUAUUUUAUUUUUACAACGUAUUGUGCCGUGUCUGUCUUACUGUUGCUAAUUUCUUAGUUGAUUUAAGGUCAGAUGUGAUUCCACUCAUUUGAGAAUUUACCUGCAAAAUUCUCAGCAUUAUGAGGUCAUUGAAGUUAAUGGAUAAGCAAUUUGGGCAACAUUAAUGCACGGUCACAAAAUGUGUGUUUGGGUGUCGUUUAAUGGGAGAUUUCAUAAGCUAGCUUGUUUUCGGGUUGUAUUUUUCUGCUCAUUGUUAGGGUUUAUUUCCGAGCAUGACGUCACUGUUAUCUUUUAUAUUUAACCUUUUUUUUAUUUAUUUGAAUUGGUGUAAAUAUGAUGCACAAUACCUCUGUAAAAACGUUCAAUGCAUUUCCUGUUUUACAGUCAGAAUACAUUAAAAGAAGCUUUCCACACUA